Molecule: messenger RNA, 2439 nt
Organism: Neltuma alba
Lineage: Eukaryota; Viridiplantae; Streptophyta; Magnoliopsida; Fabales; Fabaceae
Product: protein VASCULAR ASSOCIATED DEATH 1, chloroplastic
Exons: 18
Coding region: 23-2068 (681 amino acids)
Biological process (GO): negative regulation of programmed cell death
Source: RefSeq, a predicted model, not a curated record
UGACCCCUUUCUUGAACUACUGAUGUUUGACUCUAUGCUUACGUUCUUAACGUUUCCGAUCUUCAAACGCUUCAAUUUCAGCUUCUUCAACCACCCCCGACCCAUCCCCCCUCCUCUGCCCCUCUCUUUCUUCUUGGCGCAUUUUCUAGAUCUCUUCUCUCUUUCGGUCGUUUUCUUCUAUUCUAUGGCUGUCGCCGCCGCCGAAGCCGGCGGCAUGAGUGAACCGCGGACUCAGCAUGUGGAUGCCGCGCCUUCGGAAUCAGUCUCUGGUACACCAUCGUCGUCUCCUUCGCCUGCAAAUGGUCUUGAUCGGAGCUAUUCUAACAAUUCUUUGCAGAACCCUCGUCAAGAUGCUGAAAUUGAGUCUGCGGAAAUAUUGAAGAGCGAAGAGUAUCGUCAGUUGUUUCGUCUCCCGCCAGAGGAAGUCCUUAUUGAAGAUUUUAACUGUGCUCUCCAGGAAAAUAUAUUGAUCCAGGGUCAUAUGUACCUGUUUGUACAUUUUAUUUGUUUUUACUCAAACAUAUUCGGGUUUGAGACAAAGAGAGUAAUCCCAUUUGAUGAAGUCACCAGUGUACGCAAGGCAAAGACAGCAGGACUCUUUCCUAAUGCCAUUGAAAUUUUUGCUGGAGACAAGAAGUACUUUUUUGCAUCCUUUCUAUCCCGUGACGAAGCAUUUAAUAUCAUUAAUGACGGGUGGUUGCGACAUCGCAAUGGUGCUAUAGCCAGCACUGAGCAGCAGGAAACAGUAUCUGAGUCUAGCAGCCAAGAGAAUGGAUUUAUAGCUAUUGAAACAGUGAAUGGUUCUGAGAUAGUAGACAAUGAAUCACGUGCUGCCAAUCUGAGCAAAGACAGUUCUAGCAAAGAUGGUGAAGCCAUGGCUGUUCCAGAGGAGCAUUCCACGGUAGCAGGUAUUGCAGAAACUGUAUCUAACAAUGCUAUUUCAGGAGCUACCUGGAAUUGGAAGGAAGAGAAUAUGGAUGCUCCAAAAACACCGGAGGUUUAUACAAAUGUUGCAGAAUCAAAGUUUCCGAUAACAGUAGAGGACUUCUUUAGGUACUUUUUAUCAGACGAUGCUGUUAAUUUUCACGAGUCGUUUCAUAAAAGAUGUGGAGAUAAAGACUUGAAGUGUACUUCAUGGCAUUCUCAAGAAGUUGGGUAUACCCGUGAAAAGUCAUUUCAACAUCCAAUAAAAAUUUAUCUUGGAGCGAAAUUUGGUGGUUGUCAUGAAGUUCAGACACUCCGAAUCUACAAGAACAGUCAUAUGGUUUUAGAGACAUCGCAAGAAGUCAGCGGCGUACCUUAUGCAGAUUAUUUCCGUGUUGAGGGACGAUGGGAUGUUGAGGGAGACAACAGUGAAUUAAAAGAGUGCUGUGUUUUGCGGGUUUAUGUGAAUGUGGCAUUCUCAAAGAACACUAUAUGGAAAGGCAAAAUAGUACAGUCAACAAUCGAAGAAUGCAGAGAAGCUUAUGCUACAUGGAUAAACAUGGCUCAUGAAUUGUUGAAGCAAAAGAACCUCGAGAAACAAGAGAGAGCUUCUACUGCUAGUGAGGCACAAACAAGUGAACGAAAUUUAGAUAGUGAACAAAAAGCUGGAGGAUCUUCAGAGAGUUCACAAGAAACAAAUAACCCUGGGGUUCAGCCAGUUGCCUCUGACAUCGUUCAUUCUAUCCGCAACAUUGACAACCAACUGCAAGGAAAUUUCAUCGACUCAAUGUCUAUUUCAUGCAUGUUAAGAGAAUGCGUGACAAAGUUCCGGUCUUGUUUAAAAAGUCAGAGCCAUCUCUCUCUGUUCCUAGUCAUCAUUUUUGCUGUCAUCUUCUUUAUGCAGCAGUUUAGCAUACUUAUACUGUUGUCCAGGCCCCAACACAUUCAUGUGAGCACUCCAACAGAUUAUAUGAACAGGAUAGAAUAUGGAGUGGGCAGAAGCCCUUCAGAUAUAGCUUGGUUAGAGAAAAGGAUUCACUUCCUCAAAGAUGAGAUGUAUAUGGUUGAGACUAGACUGGAGAGAAUGAGGUACGAGCAUGCACUCUUGAAAAAACAACUCAGAGAUCUAGAGUUAAAUAAAUAGAUUCACAGUCACCCGCCGCCGCCAGACUUUGAUUCAUGUACUUGUGGCAAUUCCUUCCUUGUAAAUGAGAAAAAAUGUAAUACGUGGACAUGAGAGAGAAAAGUGAAAAAAGAAAAAAGCAAAAAAAAAAAAAAUCCUGCAGAAGACUGGCUGGAUUUUCACUCGGCUUAUUGUUGUCUGUACUUGGUAGAGAAGCUUCUGACUUAGCGGCCUAAAAGUAAAAGAGACAAAGGAACCCUGCAAUGUGUAAUAUUUUUAAGUCCACUGGACAGUCCACAGGUUUACAUUUUCGGUCUGAUUACAAGCUUGAACUCUUGCAUGGUGGCUUGUUUCUUGUAAAUCCGCGCCGAAUUGGAUAUUUCUUGGGGUUA